CAUCGUCAAAAGGAGAYCGGUAGUUCGCAAUCAAGGACGUCAAGUGCACGRCAAAGAAGAGGGAGAAGAACAGGGCAGGGAAGGUKCUUUGAAGCAUUCUUCUURGGAGCAGGCACAAAGAAGAUUAUCGAAGACAAAGCUGUAGAAGAGCACAAGUUAAAUAAUUUUGAACCAUUGCCACCUUUGGUUGUUACUGUUGUUGUUGCCGACGUUGUUUUCCUUUCAAGACGGCGCGGCAUUGAAUAAAGAAGGUACAGAAUGAAGCGAGCACUGGCGGAACGCGCGCUGGCGGAACGGGCUCUGGCCGAGAAGGCGAAACAAAACAACCGAGCGAACCCGAACGGCGCAUUCUCUUCGUCUGCUCCGGUGCGGGCUGCCGUUCCGGGCACCACCACCGUUUCCGGCCCUUCUGUGCCACAGCACCCCACCGUUUCCGAUUCCACGUCUCGGGCGCCUUCAUCUGCGGCGCAGAAAGCGAAAACUCCGGAGCUAAAGAUUGAGAAACCAUCCCCCGCGAUUCCGUCGUCGGGAUCGAAGGCUUCUAAAAAGGGGAAGCCGUCCCGGUCGCCGCGGUCGACCUCUGCUUCCUCCUCUCCUCGACCCAAGAAGAGAGCCAGAGAAUCACUAGUUAAGCUCGAAGAGGAAGACGAAGACGACUCGAACAGCGCCGCCUUUUAUCUGAGACACCAGAACCGUGCUCUAGCGAGCGAACUCCGUUCGGUGAAGUACCAGCUGGCCCGUCUGGAACGAGAACGGGAACACCGGCGAAAGCAAUGCUCGGAGGCCGUCCAGAAUCUAAACACCCUGAACAUCUCGUGGGGGAAGAUCGAGGCCGAGCUGGAGCAACAGAGAAACCCCAAGAAAACGGAAGCGAGGAGUGCCACGAAGAUUAAGAUCCCCGCAAGCGAUGCUCCUCUCAGCACUGGAUCGGGAAAAUCGGUGGAAUGGAUCGGCGCCCUAAGCAAUUCCUUGGCUCGCAUAGGAACGACACCGGGAUCGUCAAAACCAAAGAAAAGGGGGAAGAAUGACGGCGGCACGGUCAAGCAAGAAGAAAGCGAGAACAGAGUCACCAAUGACGAUAGCAUGGACGUGGAUUGUGGGAACAAUGACCAAGGCAAAGAAGACGMGGAAGAUCUGAAAAACGUGGACGACAUUGCAAACAUUGCAGAAAAUAUGUCGGAGCGAGUUUCGAUUCUGCAAGCUUGGAUAUGGUCGCUUCUACAAAACCUCGAGAGAUCAAACCCUGCCCUGAAUGGAGGGUCCAAAGACCCGGAAAYAUCACUGCCAUCCGCUGCGGAGCUACAACGCCAGGUGUCGCKGGUGGAAGCCGAGAACGUUACUCUUCAAGAACACGUAGAAGARUUGGCGCGUUCCCGAGACGAAAUGGUAGAAUCGGAUCGGAGGGUCCGGCGAGGGCUMUAUCGGUUAGCGGCGGGACGUGUCAAUCUGAAAGAAGUACUGAAAGCGGUAGCAACCGCCGACGAGGACAAGGAAUCCGCGGUAGCAUGGAUGGAGAGCACCAUYGCAGUUGCGGGUUCGAAUGCUCCGGGGUCUGGUUGCCCCGCUSCGUCGUCGGGAUCGCAAACAUUGGACAGUGCAAAACCAGAAGAGGACGGGAAACAACCGGUGUCCUCGAAGGAGGUCGAGCAACUCAAAAAACAAAUAUCAGAUUUGAACACAUUGGCUUCUUCGAGGAGCGAACAAAUCAAAAAGGUGGGUCUUUUUUUCCGAACACAGCCCUGGACCUUGAAAUCUUUUUUUCUUAACUCACGUAUUCCUUUUGACUCCGUGAUCAUUCUCUAAAUUUUGGUGGAMUCAAUCAACRAUUUCAAAACUACGAUGCGCAUUGAAAAAUAGCUUCUUUCCGAGAAAGAAGAACAAACAAAAAAAAUUAAUAAAUUGGUAUUGAAGGAAGACAAAACCGCUUCUGACAUCCCGAGCAACGACGAAGUAAAGCGCUCAGAUUUAUACCUGGAAUUGACAGCGAAACUAGCAGCAACGACGAGAAAUCUUGAGGAGUUGAACGACAAAUCGGACAUGGCUAAGAAAGAGUGGUCGAUUGCGCUUGCGGAUGCCGAAUUCUCGAAAAAGGCUUUGGAAGACUUGCAAGCAAAUUUUUCGAAACGAUGGGCAGAGUUGACGGAAGAAAAAACAGAGAAAGGCGAGGCCGCCGAAGGGGAAGGCGAACUUUCCGGGAUUAGCAAGGCAAAGGAUAUAAUAACGCUACAGCACAAGCUAACCCAAGCACUCGAGAACGUUCGCCAAGCGGAAUCAACACGAAAGACGCUSACCGAAGCUGUAGCAAUGAACAAUUCACUCCAAUCAAAAGUCGAAGAGUUCAAAGCAAAAUACAAUGCCCUUCAAGCCGAGAAAGCAGCUCGUGCAAGCAAUAACCAACACACCAACAGCAAUUCUACACCAUCCAAAGAAGGAUCUUCUUCCUCAAAAACSAAGUCRUCCUCAACUCMCGGGGAGAAAAGUGAUAGAUCGAUYGAAAAGUUACAGAGGGAGUACAAACGAGCUCGCAAAGAGCUUGCAGCAACAACCGCUUCGAAAGAUGCUGCCAAAGCGAAACUGGAACGAACAGAGAAAGAUAAGGAAUUYCUKAACCAAAUGAAYUCUAGGCUGUUGAAACAAGCGUCAGAAAAAGACGAAAUCAAUGCCAAGUCUCUAUCAACGAUUCUUCAUUUGAAACAAUUGACAGAACAAAUUACGAAGGAAAAGGUGAACCUCGAACAGCAAGUCAAAAGUGCUGGCCAAUUAGCGCUGGCAGCCCGUCUCGCUUCCAAUGCUAGAGAACGCGUUGCGGAAGAAUUCGCCAAACGAGACAAGGUGCUAAAGAAACAGCUGGAGGAAUUGCAAAGCAAGUGCUCUGUUCUUGCGAAGGAGAAAGAAAACGCUGAGGGCAAACUGGCACUAGAAAAAGCUCGAAUGUCGGGGCUGAUAAGCGACGCYCACAAGGCAAAGAACAGGUGCGAGGAGUUGGCUGUUGAAUCUACAAAGCUGCAAGAGGAAAAGCAGAAAAUAAUCGAAUCCUUGGCAAUUGCAAAGCGCGAAGCAUCCGAGGCAACAACUUUGUCUAAAAAACUAGCGACUUCGAAAGGUGGUGGAGUAGUUUCAGGGUUCACUGCAGAGCAACUCAAUACGCAGGUUUCACAUCUCAAAAGUAGACUCGCCUGCCCAGUAUGCAAUGUGCGAGACAAAAAAUGCAUAUUGCUACGAUGCAGACACAUGUUUUGUAAACAGUGCGUGGAUGAAAACGUUAAGAAUCGGAGUAGAAAAUGUCCAGCUUGCGGCGGAAGGUUUGACACCAAAGACAUCGCAGAUAUUUGGCUUUGAGAAUGAGAUUGCUUCUGUCRUUUUCUUCUGAUUUGUASUAUUAUAAGGUAGCCUACCUACGCCUGAACUAUWAGUC
Pseudo-nitzschia multistriata is the source of this 3415-nucleotide messenger RNA. NCBI's taxonomy places the organism in Eukaryota, Bacillariophyta, Bacillariophyceae, Bacillariales, Bacillariaceae. The record is from the annotation of a GenBank genome assembly.